AUGCCUACAGCAACAGUAGGCUUGCUUCGUGAGGCCAAAAAUGAGAACGCCACGUACUGCGGUGCCACCAGAUCCUGCUGCACGCGGAUUUGGGACUGCGAUGAGUUAGACCCCUGGCCACAAGCCGUCACCAAACAGCAAAGAGCUGUCUGGUGGGGUGAGGCUGACCUCCACAAUGAGGCAGGCCGGUUGAGACGGCUGCUUCGACAGCUCGAGAAGCUCGGGAGCCAGUGCGUGGAGAGUUGUCAGGCCCAGCGCCACAAUCAGUGCUUCCAGAAGCUGACGGAAGUCGCCGAGAAGAAGCUCCUCGGCCAGGACAUCACUGUCCAUCAGAAGCAGGAGGAAAAGAAGUUCAAAGCAUUGGUGGAGUACAACAACCAAAAUAGAGGGUGGUACUUCGACAGCUCUUCAAAAUGGCUCGCCGAGUACCAGAAGAACCUAGACAAGAGCAAGCAGCCUGAACAAAGGCAGUGGAAUCAAAAUGCACUGGCACACCAGCUGGUGGUCAUGGCGCCCCUGGCGCUGCACUCUUCGGAGCAAGCCCGUGUGGUCGAGCAGAAGACGAUGGACUGCUGCGCAUGCAAGAAGGAGAUUGGCUCCUUCGACACGGUCCUCGACUCGAAGCCCUUUGUCAUCAGCUUCUGCACCGCCGAGUCGUGCGAUACCGGCCAGCUCGGUGACAUGCCGCAGCCUCGCCCGCCAGGCUCCUGCGAGAGGACGGGGCACUGGCAGCAGGCGCUUGGCAUGGCUCAGCUCGACCAGAAUGUUUCUGCGGAGUCCUACAAGGCCCUCAUCGCAGCCUGCCAGGCUUCAGCUGCCACGACGGCAGGUGCGGCUUUGAUGCGCCAAAUGCACGGAGAAAUCACGGACCCUGGCUUCCCUUGGCUGUGGACCCUGGCCAAGCUGCAGCUUCCGGAGGCUGAGCUCCGCGCCUGCGCCGCGGUGGCUGCCAUUCGGGCGCUCGAGGGAACUGUCUCUCCGGCGGAGUUCGCGAUGGUGUCCUGGUCGCUGGCCACACUCGGUGUUGCAAGCCCACAAUUCCGAGCCGCGUGCUCCCGACAAGCUUCCUCGCUGCAUCGCUUCACCACGCAGGAGCUUGGCCAUCUUGCCUUCGGCCUUGCAGCUUCCCCGGAUGCAGAGGUCUUCUUGCAGCUGCAACGAGAAGUUCGGGCACGUUUGAAGAUGGUGCGCUGGAGUCAGGUUGCAGCACCUCUUCGGCGAAAAGCAUUAGAGGACGACCUCCUGAAUGUCCUUUGGUCCUGCAGUUUUGCUGGCGCCGUGGAUCCACCGUUGCGCAGAGCACUUGGCCGCUGCUUCCGGGCACUUGGUGCCAGCUUGGACAAGAGGUUUCGCAACAGCCCCGCUCCGCUGCACUCCAGCCAAGCUUUCACUGGGCCUUCCGUCCGGCUGGAGCUCUGUGACCGACUAGUCCUUUUUAAGCCAGUGGGCUGGGAAGUUUGCGACGGGAACGUUGGUCGGCAACUUCGACACUUUGUGAACUGGAAGGGCUCAUGGCCCAUUCUGCAGAGUGCGCAGCAUGACCAUGGGUUCCUGCACCGCGUGGACGUUCCGUGCUCUGGGUUGAUUCUCUUUGCGAAGAGCUUUCGAGCAUACUACGACUUGCAGGUGCAGUUGAGAGCCGGAGAGAUUCGACGUGACUACUGUGUCUUGUGCCACGGCUGGUUCGCGCAAACACAGCGCAGGGUGAAUGCCCUCGUGACAUGGCAAGGAGAUGGGCCAACUCGCUCCGGCAGUGUCGGAAAACCUGCACGCACAGAAUUCAAGGCGCUGGCUCACAUUCUCCUCCAGCUUGGCACUGCAACAUUGACGGUGGUGCGGAUUGCAACCGGCCGGCGUCAUCAAAUUCGCAGCCACUGCUCCUUCAUGGGACACGCAGUGGUUCGGGACGAGAAGUACACCGCUUUGCAAACACAGGAAUUGGAUUUUCACGUCUGCGACUCUAUCUUUUUGCAUCGACAUUCCUUGUUUUUUCACGACCUUGUCAAUGGCGAGCACGAGGUGUUGGAUCAUUUGCCUGCCGACCUCAUCUCUGCACUUGCGGGAGCAGCUGGGAAAGACCCAAGCUCUACUGCUGCACUGAAUCGUGUAAUUCAUGGUGAUUUGCAGAAUUGGGAGCUGUCAGAGCCGAUCACCUGCAGCAGAAUGCAAUCGCAAGAGCAAAAGGUAGGAGGCUGCGAGCCUUUGCACAACAGUGAGCCAACUGCAUAUGGGCGGCAGCGGCAUGAGGAAACGCCGGAGACAGCUACGAGGCUUGCAGACACACUUCCGCUAAAGGAGCCCUUGACGCCCAGGGAAGCUGCGCAGGUCGCCCGCAGUCUUGCGCAACACCGGAAGCUGCAAGAAGCACUGGAUUUGCUCGGCUCACUGCAAAGCCUGCAUGUCCCAGCAGCUGAUGUCAUCACUUUCAAUAUCGCCAUCAACUCCUGCUCCAAGGUCAAUCAUUGGGUCCUCGCAGAGGAGUUCUAUUCCGUAAUGCGUGCAAGCUCUGUGCGUCCCACGGCGGUGACCUUGAACAGCGUGGUCAAUGCCCACGAGCGGUCCGGCAAUUGGCAAGCUGCAUUGGGUCGCCUGAUGAGCUUCCAGAAUUUGGGCGUCAGCGGAGAUGCUAUCAGCUUCAACACUGCGAUCACAGCCUGUGCUCGGGCGAAGCAGUGGAGCUUUGCAUUGAGUAUACUUCGUAUCAAUGAGGACUUCAUGGAAGACAGCAUUGGUUACAACGCUGCUGCGAGUGCUUUUGAGAAGGUGAAGCUCUGGUGCAACGUCCUCGACCUGGUUCAGUCAAUGCAUGUGGCCCGUGCUGAAGCUGACCAUUUUACCUUCAGUACGACUUUGUCUUCGCUUUCGGGAGCUGAGCUUUGGCAGUCGGUUUUCGCUUGUUUGAAGGACAUGCAGGUCUCCACUGACAACUUUGUCCUCAGUGCCAUUAUCAAAGCAUGCGAAGCAAGUACUCAGUGGCAUUUGGCGAUGCACUAUUUGUCUGAUCUGGAGGACCGGCAACUUCAGCCCGAUGUCGCACUUCUCAACAGCGCCAUCAGCGCAGCUGCCAAAGCAGGUGAGUGGGAACAGGCAUUCUCCCUGAUCAGCUCUCUCCAGCACAUUCGUUUGGAGCCAGAUGUCAUCACCUGGGGCGCUGCAGCCACCGCUUGUGAAAGGGCUGCGCAGUGGAGAACAGCCAUUGCACUGCUCAAGAGCAUGAGGCAUUCUCUAACGCAGCCGAAUGCGUGCGUUUGCAACGCGGUGGUGAGCUCUUGUGAGAAGAGCGGCCAGUGGGAGCAAGCUCUUCUGAUGCUAGAUGUCAUGAAUGCUUCGGAAAUCUUGCCCGAUCUGAUUGCAUACAAUGCGACCAUCAGUGCAUGCAGCCGCACACACUGGCAAAUGUCUUUGCACUUGCUCCAUGUUAUGGACAGCCGAUCUGUCAGAUGUGACACGAUAUCCUACAAUGCUUGCAUCACUGCAUGUGAGCGUGGCGGUCGCUGGCAAGAAGCACUUGCUUGUUUGCACGCCAUGUCAGCACGGAGUAUUUUGAUCAACACUGUGAGCUACAAUGCAGCGAUUGCAGCGAGUGGAAGACAGUUUCACUGGAAAGAAGCUUUGCAUCUUCUUUGGAGCAUGGAGUUGCUUCGACUCUCUCCAGAUGUGGUAACCUACAAUGCAGCACUUGCCGCACUUGGAGAUUCGCGAAGUUGGAAGACCCUUUGCGCACUGUUCCACGACAUGCGCCAGCAUGUCAUCCAACCAGACCUCGUGACGUUCAACACUUCUCUGAGUGUUUGCUUUCACUGGCAAACAACAGUCUUGCUUUGGCACUUGAUGGUUCAAGAUCAAGUUUGGCCAGAUCUUUUGACGUACAACUCGUUAUUGACUUCACUCAGACACCAUCAGAGCUGGCAAACUGCGCUGUCUCUUCUUGGAGAGAUGAAGCUAGCCGUCGCUUUGGUUCGCAGUGCAUUUUUGUGGUGUGCAUCGCGGCGAUGCUGCUUGAGAUGCAAGACAAAGUGUCUUUCAUGCUUUGCGGUUUCCGAGGUUUGCAAGCCGACGACAAUUACGUUUGAAGCGCUCAUCUCUUGUGGAAUUCACAGACAGCACCUGCCGAUAUACAUGGAGGCUGCCCAGGGGCAGAUCAUUUGUGAGCUGCAUGUUAUGGCCAAGCUUUGA
Symbiodinium necroappetens is the source of this 4176-nucleotide messenger RNA. Lineage: Eukaryota; Dinophyceae; Suessiales; Symbiodiniaceae. The record is from the annotation of a GenBank genome assembly.